Molecule: messenger RNA, 2335 nt
Organism: Amoebophrya sp. A120
Lineage: Eukaryota; Dinophyceae; Syndiniales; Amoebophryaceae
Source: the annotation of a GenBank genome assembly
CGUCAAUUUAUACUUAAUAUCGCAGUGCAGAGGACAGAAAAAAGUAAGCAGGUACAUGAAAAUAGUAGAUGGUUUGCGGCUUGUAUCCCUUAGUCUAUGAUAAGCAGUCGAACAGUCUUCCAACCCCGCCUCCGUCGCAAUGGGUUGCUGAGUCAGAAGUUAUACGCCAUUGGUGCCACCAACAUAUCGAUGCGGGAAUCAAUUGGAAGACGCGCAGGAUCACCAGCACUAACCUUCUAGCAUUGCCCCCUUAAUAAAAAUGCCCGUUUCAUCUGCAACCGGUGGAUCUGGUUCGUCGUCGAGUGUUAACAGCAGGCACAAUGUCAAUGAAAAACAGCAAAGCCUAAACCAGAACGGUGAACAAAGGCAGGACCAGGAGGGGAUACGAAACACUGUCACGACCUCGACCUCCAUUUUCACCAAGCGGAAGGAGACGAUGGAUGGAGCCCUUGGGACAAGUAAAGAACUUCCUGCGGACGGGUCCUGUAAUUCAACGCAUUGUUUUUCCUCAACCUCGUCCACGCUAUCCUCGUCCCCCUCACUUUGCGGUACGCGCCACGCUGUUCUAAGUGAGGAUUUCCGCUUGCAAGCGGCCACCGAGAAGAUGAAGGUGCUGCAGAAUAUCGACACAUUAGUGGGGCGGCGCAUGAACCGCUUUUCGCUGAAUGCCUUCGAUGUGGUGUUCCGCAGGGUCAUGAACAAGCGGAGGAACAAGCUGGCUGGCACGCUCUGGUCGGCCUUCGCGUUCGAGCGGAAUCUAGGAAAGGGCGUUUUGCACAUCAUUUUCUCGUUCUUGGACCACGCAAAACUGGGGGACGCAAUCUUGGGCGCAGCCCUGCCGGCGUUCCGAAGCAAUGGAUGGGGUGAGGGUUGCAGCAAAGUAGGCAAGAGAAGUUGUAUCACUGCUGCGAACAAAAGUAGCUCAACAACAAAGCCCGCUGGUGAACAAGGCGCGACGUCGUCAAGGAACCUUACAGCAAGCCGCGCACCCCCGCUGGCAGCAUCCGCGGCGACCAAUCCUGCGUCCGGGGCAGGAGGAACAGCGGCAAAAGAGACCUCUUCCGGACGGGGCAGCCCUCAGCUGUUGAUGGCGGAUGCUAGACCAGCGCUAGCCCGCGGAACCAAAAGCACGACCUCGAGCACGGUCCUCUUGCCAAGGUUCCUGCCCGCCCUGGACCCAGGUUCAUUUCUCGUCGUCCGUUUGUGGGAUGAGAGUUGCAAACGGGUGGUGUUUCAGGACCGCUUGCACCGACAGCUUUUGUACUGCGAGUUUCGUGCGUUGCUGUUUCAGAAAGGCGUAUUUUUACCCGAGCCGGUGCCGGACGAGCGCUUUCCAGGAGACGGCGUACCCUUCAAGAUCACGGUGGCGCUCGGGUCGCAUAAGUCCUCCGCGGACGGCGCCUCCACAGCAUUCUCGUUCACGAAAAGGGCACCGGCGGCAGCGCACGUGAGCACUCUCUGCGCCGGGCUGCGGAGGUCGACCGCAUUGCCCAAACUUUCCCUGGAACAUCUCGCGGAAAGAGCAGCACUGUAUUCUAACUAUUUCAAAUUUUUACUCCAUCGGGCAGCAACAUCGAUUACAAUUUGAUCGUCGAAUAACGCAGCUUUUCGUAGAUCUAAAGGGAUCGAUUUGGUCCGCUCACAAAAGCUACAGCGCGUUAUUGGAUAAGUACUCACAAAAUACAGGGCACAAGCAGCGCACGCGAAGCGGGGAGACUUGACACGACAGGAAAUGUUGCAAAGCGUAGAUUUGUCGGCCCUUCCGCCUCACGUCGAGAGAGGGCUCCACUGGGGAACAAGCGAGCAGUUCCCCGUGCAGACCGUGGUGGUGAACCUGCAGAUAAACCAGAAUCAGCCGAAAAUCAAGUGCUUUCGAUGCGGGUUUCCCUGCCGCCGCAUGCAAUUCGAGCAGGACAUCGCCAAUGCCUGCAGCAGUGAGCGGAACACGGCCUUUCUAUUUCAGGAGCAGGUUCGGGAGGGCCUGCUGCUCUACAAGCUGCACGGGCGACACCAGUGCGGACGCUGUUGGCUAAAGUUGCUCGGCCUCAAAACCCAUGCCUUGUGGCACGACCUGAGGUUGUUGCAAGCAGAGAAAAACAAGUCCAAGCUAGAGCGGAACAACGGCGAGGAGGACGGAGCCGCUGAUGUGUCCAGCAACGACGAAUCGCCCGGACCUCCGACCGGUGAGUUUGAGCGACGGCUGAUCCGUGAAAUAACGAGUGUGAGAGACGUCGCGAGGCCCAGUCGAGGCACUGGUACGAAUCCUGUCCCCUUCGUUGCGGGAAUAGAUAAUGCGGCAAGCUCGUCUUGUAGCAGCGGCGUUGAAAGAAGAUAG